This is a messenger RNA of Dalotia coriaria, 3365 nucleotides long. Its product is annotated as Kv channel-interacting protein 1. Lineage: Eukaryota; Metazoa; Arthropoda; Insecta; Coleoptera; Staphylinidae. Bases 532 to 1152 code for a protein of 206 amino acids. The record is from RefSeq and is a predicted model, not a curated record. The transcript is spliced from 4 exons. Gene Ontology annotation, molecular function: calcium ion binding.
AAGUAGUGAUUGAAAUAUUCGCGAGCGCGUGGCCCGACGAGUCUGUGCGCGCGCGCCGAAAACGCCAGUGCUGCGGGCCGAAAGUCGUCGGGAGGAUGUGCGGCCGCCCGCUCGCGGAGGACCACAGUCCGGGUCGAAUCCGGGUAGGGAUCGCGCGAACGACACGCCACCGCGCCGUCUGCAUGUGUGCUGGCCUCGCACGCGCGCUCCCACACACACAUCCACGCACGCCCGCCCCCGGCGCGAAACAAAACCGCCCGCGAUGGAUCAUCACUGAAACUCUCAUCCGGGAACUCAUCAAUUAAAAUCGCACCACUCGGCUUGCGCGCAUUGCAACAAACGCAAACGGUGUUGAUAAAAACAACCGGUUAUCGUUGGACCUUGAUCAGAUAUCAGGUGCUGUGUGCUGUACAAGUGUACAAAUGUCGAACAAAAAUGUUGUGAUUUUUAUUCGGAGCUCUUGAGGACCAGCAGGGAAAGAGUGCGGCGCUUGUUUUGUGAGUGUGAGAUACGUAACAAAAACAAUUCAAAAUGGGUACGCCAUCAGACAGUCCCGUCGAGGACAUGGUGUACGAGUUGGAACCGUCCAGGGUGCCUAAGCCGAUACCGGUCGCUUUAGAGGAUCUGUGUCGGCUGACGAAGUUCACGCGGCAGGAGAUAAGGAUCAUGUAUCGGGGAUUCAAAACGGAAUGUCCGGAAGGAGUCGUUCAUGAAGAUUCCUUCAAAGAAAUAUAUUCCAAAUUUUUCCCACACGGAAAUUCAAGUUUAUAUGCGCAUUACGUGUUCAAAGCCUUCGAUGUAAACUGCAACGGGGCAAUUAGUUUCAGGGAUUUACUGGUGACAUUAUCAACACUGCUGAGAGGCUCUGUGUACGAGCGACUCCGAUGGACAUUUAAAUUGUACGACGUGAACGGGGACGGCUGCAUCAGCCGCGCCGAACUAUCGGAAGUGGUGUCAGCGGUGCACGAGCUGAUGGGCCGCCGCGCGCACCAGGUGGAAGACGAUCGGAAGGCGCGCGAGCAGAUUGAUCGCGUCUUCCGGAAGCUGGACCUCAAUCAGGACGGCGUCAUUACAAUUGAGGAGUUCAUGGAGUCGUGCCUCAAGGACGACGUGAUCACCAGGUCGCUGCAGAUGUUUGACGCGGUGCUAUGAUGCGCUCACGCGCACCCCUCACCCCCGCCAGCUCAUCCAUCCAUCAUUCUCGUCGACAUUCUGAUUUUCGCGAUGUUUACUCUUCAUCAACGACCUACUCUUAUGCAUUCACUGUGGAUUAAUCUAAAUCUAAACUGGAUAAAGACUUAAGGACUCACUUAAGAUAAUUUAGUGUUUAAGAGGAGCGGAAGCAGUACAAUGGCGGCGAGGACGAGUUAGUUGCUUUAAUUCGACCGGACUUGUAAAUUGGAUACCUACUAGUCGUUUUGUUGAUGCUUGUAAUUUCCAAAGAUAAAUGUGUAAGUGUACAAGUAUACACGCAUUUUCAGUUUGGAGUUUACAGUUUGAUAUUUACAUUUAUUUUGGUUAUUUUUAAAACUUUAAUCAAGAAACAUCCAAAAUUUCUAUAAAAAUUUGUUUCUACGCCUAAAAAUGUGAUUUUUUAAAGAGUUUUGUUGUAAAUUUGUAAAUCAAACUAUAAACUCUUACGUAAGCGUUAAAUAUUCGAGUGAUAGUUUUAAGUUUUAAGUUUUUAUGAGGUACGUGUUAACAAAACAGCCAAAUAACUGAUUAAUCUAAGAAACUUUCACUUUGGAACCUUAAGAAAAUCAUCCAGUUAUAUGAAAUAUAUUUUCCUAUCACGUUUAUUUGCUUGAUUCGCUUGAAAUAAAAGCAAAAACAACUGAAAAUGUAUUUAGCACGUAACUUUCGAUCAAUAGUGAGACUUUUGUACAAUUUUUCUUGGAAUUUAUUAACAAUUAACAAAAAACGCUAAAACUUGCCACCGCGUCCAUACAAAAUUUACUCAUGAAAUCACUGAAAUGCAUUUAUAUUAUUACGCGACACAGAAAAAAGCAAACACAGUGAAACCAGAAGCCUUUCCCAUUGACUAUUCGUACUCGUUGAGCAUGUACAGGGUGUGUAUACAAAGGUUAUAACUUGGUUGAAUAUUUUAAUAACUUAUACUCUUCACACUGAAAGUCCUUCCUCACUGUAACGAAGAACACCCUGUAUGUUUGCCAUCGUCCAUUAGCGCGGCUUGAGACACAGGCACCAAAGACGUUUAAGAUUUAAAUAAAUAAAACUUUAAAUAUAUUGAACUCGUAAAGCGUAAUUUUACUAAAAACCAAAAUAAACCAAACAAACACGUAAUUUUACGGAUAAAAUCUGUAUGUUUAGCUUUAAAUGCAGGGUAAUAACACGAGACGAAAAAAAAAACAAUUAAUUAAACAAUACAUUAAGUCUGGCAAAGAUAUUGAUGGACAAUGAAAUGAUAUCCACAACAAAUAUACUGUGGUCAGCAAUAUUGACGAUGUACAAUGGCAGAGAAGUUAUAUCACUAAGAGUGUAUAACUCUUUUUGACAUACUUCUUUUAUUUAUUAUGUUUUUUGGUUAAAAAUUAAAUUUUUAUUCAUGCGAGGUUUAACCUUAUGAGAGGAAUAUGUAUAGUUAUGGCGUACUUGGGUUAGAAAAGCAAUAAUUCAACAAAAACAGCCAAAACCUCUUCCAUAAAACAAGAAAUGUUUAGCGAAAACAAAUGUAAUUCCAUAUUAUUGUCAAUUGUGUUUGAAUUGAAGAUGUUUGAACGUUGAAUGACAAUCGAAAAGUGCAAAUAUUGAACACAAACGAAACGAAAAACAAACAAAAGAACGAUUCAGACAUGGUGCAGCAACCGUAGUGAUGUGAGCAACCCUCUCUUAACUUACCCUGACAUAGAUACACGUGUUGUCGAGGUGAACGAAGAAGUACAUGUUGUGUAAUUCAUCGUUUCGUAUCGCUCUCUAUCUCUGGUUUGACGAAAUUCUUAAUUAUUCCUCUUCAUGUAGCAUGUAAUGUUAGCGGAUGACGCAGUGAAAAUACUUAUGACUUAUGAAUAGAUAAAUUAAUAUACAUAUAAAUUUGUAAUUGUGACAUUAUUGAGUAUACAUGUAGAUUCUGAUCGAUGCCGAAUGUUAGAAAAUUUGAGUGGAGCGUACAACACAUUUAAAAUUUUUAAAAAUUACAAAACAUACAGAAACAGAUAGUUGUUGAUUGAUUGAGUGAUUGGUCGAGAUAUGUGAAUAUACGAUUCGAUUAUUGAAUUAUAAGCUAAAUGAGGUUUAAUUAUUAUACUAUAUGAUUAUAUUGAUUAUUAUUCAUUAUUAUUGUUAUUUAUCUUUAAUUAUGAAUAAAUUGUUAUACGGUGUCAAUAAAAUUCAGUGUUUUACUUAAA